Molecule: messenger RNA, 4797 nt
Organism: Sinocyclocheilus rhinocerous
Lineage: Eukaryota; Metazoa; Chordata; Actinopteri; Cypriniformes; Cyprinidae
Product: PHD finger protein 20-like
Exons: 19
Coding region: 169-3255 (1028 amino acids)
Biological process (GO): regulation of transcription by RNA polymerase II
Cellular component (GO): NSL complex; nucleus; MLL1 complex
Source: RefSeq, a predicted model, not a curated record
UCGCGGACGCCGGCCACGCUGCUCGCGCCGGAAAAAACAAACUGCGUGGAUGCGCUGCGCUCUCAAAGCAUGCGGCUUAAAGCAGUCUUCACGCGUGUGGACUUGCUUUCUUCGCUGCCGGAGUACAUUUAUCAGCAAUAAAGGUUGGUGUGUGAGUGCGUGACCAGCAUGUCAAAGAGCCCUCCUCACAGGCGUGGGAUCACGUUCGAGGUGGGAGCGCAGCUGGAGGCCAGGGACAGUCUGAAGAACUGGUAUGCAGCUAGCAUUGAGAAGAUCGACUAUGAAGACGAGAAGGUUUUGAUUCACUACAGGCAGUGGAGUCACCGUUAUGAUGAGUGGUUUGACUGGAGCAGUCCGUACCUCAGACCUGUAGAACGAAUCCAGCUUCGAAAACAAGGUCUCCCUGAACGGCAGAGCGCUCCAGGCUUUCAUGUCAACCAGAAAGUUCUUGCCAGCUGGUCAGACUGUCGGUACUACCCUGCUAAGAUCCUGUCCCGGGACAGAGAUGGUUUCUACACAGUGAAGUUUUUUGAUGGAGUCAUAAAGAGAGUGAAGGGGAUUAAGGUGAAGCCGUUCCGCAAGGAGAGCUCUGAAGGCAAGACUAAUCAGCAGACUCGAAAGCGGGGCGAUCAGAACGGGAAAAAAUGGAAGGCCAAGGAGAACGGCAACAGCAGAAGUAACGGCUCGAGACACAGCACGUCUGACCAGGAUGGAGAGAGCGAAUCGGAGGAGGAUGAAGAAGACGCCACAGUAAUGGAUGAAUCCAGAGCUCUCCAAAAUGGUGGAGAAAGUGAAAGCACUGAAACGAAGAUAUUGAACGAAUCAGAGCCGAGUUCUGCUGAGCACAACGAAAAACAGCCCAGUGAAGACAACAAGACAGAACCGCAUGAGAAUGGAGAAUCGAACAAACCAGAGGAGAAAGAGAUGAAUGGGGGACAGGAGGAGUCCCAAGCACUUCAAAAUGGCAUGGACAAGAACGACGGAGACAAGAAAGAGAAGGAAGAAGCAACAGAUGAAAGCCCCAGUCUGCCCAGAAGGACCAGGAGUAGGAUGGCAGAUGGAAUCGAUGUGGAAAAGUCCAGUGGUCCAGAACUGAGGAAGAGACGUGCAUCAACAGGACAGAUGCCACCGUCCAAAAGGAGCAGAGCCAAUUCAAGCACAGACAGAAACAGUCAAUCCCAAAUCAAACCGGUUAAAUCAGACUGUGUCCCAGAGACUUUAGAAAGUAAGGAUGGCCCAACCAGUCAUGCAGAAAAUGCAGCACCCAAAGAGGAGGCAGGAUCCACACCUGAUCUUGCUGCAGCAGUCAAACAGCCGCAAACAAUCCACCUUCCAACUACAAACAAGUAUAGCAGAGAACCAUUGUACAGGGUCAUCAAAAACCAGCCACCUCCUAUCCUGUCCAUUGAGCUGGACCACAACCCGUUCAAAUGCAAGAUCGCAGGCUGCCUCAAGUCUUUCCGCAAGGCGUCCCUGCUGCACUACCACAUGAAGUACUAUCACGCACAGAGCGACCCAAGCCCCCCGAUCCAGACGCGCUCCUCAGACAAACAGAUCCACAGCAAGGAGACCCCUCGCAGGCGCCGGACCGUCUCGGCUUCCCACCAUACUCCCUCUCCUCUGAGUGACAGUAAGUCAGGUCACACUCUGUCGCCCCCUGCUGUCGUCAUGCACCGGCAGCGCUCGGCCACGCUGGGCGCAGAGAGAAGCAAAGAGAACCAACACUUCAACCGCUCGCUGCAUGACGACAGAGACUGGGUUGCCAAGGAAACAGGAGUGAAAGAACGGGAGAGGCUGAGGGAGAAGCAGCAGAGGGAUUUCUUCCGCAUCAAACUAAAGAAAAAGAAGAAGAAGAAAAGGAAGUCGAAGUCAGACUGUUACAGCACUGAGGAGAGAAUUGGCCUAAAGCCUCUCCCCUGCAAUCUGAAUUCGGCCCACAAAUUGCCCCUCUCCCUCACACACCGAUCCUACACGGGACACUGCCCUGAAAAGAUGCUCAGCCAGGGUGAAGACAGCAGCAGUGAUUUGUCCUCAGACAGUCUUGUAUGGAGUGAGGAUGAGUCUGACGCUGAGCUGGAUCUGAAUAUGCCCCUCUCAGAGCAGGGCGUGGAAACGGUCACUCACGGCUCUGAGAUCGUACGCUGUAUUUGUGAAGUGCAGGAGGAGAACGACUUCAUGAUACAGUGUGAUGAGUGUUUGUGCUGGCAGCAUGGGACGUGUAUGGGACUGUAUGAGGACAGUGUGCCAGACAGCUACAGCUGCUACAUCUGCAGAGACCCACCAGCCCAGAGGCAGAGUCAAAGGUACUGGUAUGAUAAAGACUGGCUGAGCAGCGGUCACAUGGAUGGCUUGUCAUUCCUGGAGGAGAACUACUCCUACCAGAACAGUAAGAAAGUGGUAGCUGCCCAUCAGCUCCUGGGGGACGUCCACCGUGUGUUUGAGGUCCUGAACGGCCUUCAGCUCAAAAUGAGCAUCUUACAGACACAAGCCCAUCCAGACCUGAAGUUCUGGCGUCAGCCCUGGAAACCUGCAGACAGCCUACGGAGGAAGAUGGCAGGUGACUCGGGCAUAGCUACUCCCUUCCCCUCCUCACCCCCUGAAAUGGGAGCGAAUGAGUUUGAGACAUUGAAAAGCGAAGUCCCAUCACCUGUGGAGACGCAUUGCUCUUUCCAGGACUCGUACAUUAGCAGCGAGCACUGCUACCAGAAGCCCCGUACGUACUACCCAGCGGUGGAGAGAAGACUUGUGGUGGAGACGCGGUGCGGUUCUGAGCUAGAGGACAGUCUUAGGAGCACAGAGGACCUACUAGAGAUGGCCGAGCAGAGGUACGGCAAACCACUGGACCACGACCAGCACAAGCUUCAGCUGGCUGACCGCUCCUUUAGUAAGGAGCUGGAGUGCCGUAUGAAACAACUGGUUUCCGCAGAGCAGGAAAAGAGUUGUGUGGUAGAAAUCAAGGAAGAGGAGCCUGACCCUGUGACCCCUGACCCAAAGCCUGACCCUGACCUUGUGCUGCACCAGCAGUGGCAGCUGAACCUGCUGGAGCACAUUGAAGCAGUGCAGGAUGAGGUGACUCACAGAAUGGACCUUAUUGAGCGAGAACUAGACGUGCUGGAGAGUUGGCUAGACUACACAGGUGAGCUAGAACCACCAGAUCCACUGGCGCGCCUCCCUCAGCUGAAACAUCGCAUCAGACAGCUCCUGACUGACCUGGGAACAGUCCAGCAGAUCGCACUCUGCUCCUCAUCCUCUUGAGGGCGCCAGGGAACAUACAAAUGGCUCACACUCAAUUGAAUGCACACAGAGUCCCUUAAAGUCUGAUUAGAAACUGCUGAAAUGCUUACGUGUGCCUGUUUUGCGAGAGGAAACCCUUAAAUGAUUCAAGCUAACCUUGAUGUGACAGUUUCUGUGGCACAUGCAUGUUGGAGUGAUGGGUGUGGUCAGCAGUUUAAAAGUAGUCACCGGUUAGAAAAGACUGAUGAAAAUUGAGGCUAACAAUACCUGAUGCAAGCAAAAGUUUUUUAUUGUUUUUUUUUUUUGUGUGGAAUAUAUAAUGCUUCAUAGUAGCACUUCGCUAUGUCUAUAAUAGACUUAGGAGGUAUUUUGUUAUUGUUUUAUUAUGUAAUUUUCUCUGUAUUCUUCACAUGCUAAAUAAUUAUUUUAUGUUAAUUCAUAAGUGAUCAUUUUGGACUCUCUUGGCACGUCUUUGCUCUGGGUGGAGAGCUUAAGGACCCAAAUGGCAUUUUUGCUGUGGUUAAAGAAAAAAAUGUUAAAUAUGAGUAUAACAAUAUGAAAAUAUAUUUUAAUCUGAAAGUACGUGCAUUUUACUUCUAUAUUUGUACUAAAAAGGCAUGUAAUCUUGUAAAUAACCCAACCAAUUGCUUAAAUUCAUGUUCUUUUUUUAUUUCUGAUCUAAACUGUUGCAUUUACAGUAAAGACUUUCUGUGAACUUUGAUCUGUUGUGAAUACUGUAGUUGUGGUCUUUCUGCCGAUAACCCUCUAAUUUUUGACACAACUGAUGUUGCUUGCAUUUCAAAUCAGUGAACUUUGUUUCCACUGGUUAAACAACAUUAAACAAGCACAGAAUGUUGUUCUCUUGCAUACUGAAUUUUUGUAUGCAUAUUUCUUCCCCCCCAACAAAGUUUCACUGUUUCUGAUACUGUGUUCUGUUAAUUUUUCUGUUGCUUUCAAGUCUACAAGAUUGUUUUUGAUUAAUACAUUAGAUGCCUUUAAGUUAUUGUAAUUGUGAAUUUAAGUUAUUGAUUCUGCCGCCUUUUUUACAUCUGUCUGUUGGUUUUCUUUUAUACAGUGCGGGUCUGAGUAUUGUAUGGUCAGAAAGAGAGCGAGAGGAAAAGCUGGGAUCUUUUUAGUGUUCUCACCCUGUGGUGUUAGUUUUUUUUUGUUUGUUUGUUUUCCCCUAGACUAUUACUGUUAAACAAAUAAACUGUGCCUGAUAUAUUAUUUCAGGCCAAUCUGAGUGUCGUUCACCCUCAAAUACGCAAACUACAUUUGUUAUAAGUCUGUAUUUAUAAAAUCCUGCUGAAAGGUGUUUGGAGGGUUUGUGUUUUGUUCUCAGCUUUCUCUGUACAGCUAGUGAGUGAUUGACAGUCCAUUGAUUGUUUCUCAGUAUUGUGUAUUAUAUUUUUUACAUGUGCCCUGUUGCUUUCCAGUCAUUGAAAAUCUAGUUAUGAUUUACAAGAAUUGCAGUCUGCUUUUUUUUUUUACAUUUAAUUUUUCCAUUGUUUGCAUCUUAUUAUGUUGGGAUCCCCUGGGAAUCGAUAAUGAGUUUUGAAAAAU